Molecule: messenger RNA, 4956 nt
Organism: Danio aesculapii
Lineage: Eukaryota; Metazoa; Chordata; Actinopteri; Cypriniformes; Danionidae
Product: USP6 N-terminal-like protein
Exons: 14
Coding region: 130-2340 (736 amino acids)
Source: RefSeq, a predicted model, not a curated record
GUGAUCAGUCAGACUGGAACUGGAGUCUCGUCUGUCCGCAUUGAGCGGUUUCAUUAGUUAUGAACACAUAGAUUAUUUACUUGGUUGCAGCCUGUGAAGCGCAGACCGUCUGUUUUUAAAGAUUUUGAGAUGAAGAAGGACAUCGACACGCUAAUAGCAGAAGAACGGGCUGACAUCAUUGAAAAAUAUGAGAAGGGCAGACAGGAGGGUGUGCACAUUAACCCCUGGGAGGAUGCAGACUACAGCAUCUUUAAGUUCACAGACCGCUUCGGGUUUCUGCAUGAAGAGGAACUGCCAACACCAACUGCAGUGGAGGAGAAGCACAAACUCCAGGAGAUGGAAAGAGAGGAAAAAUGGAUAAAGAUGGUGAAAAAGUGGGAAAAGUACCAUAAUAGUGAAAAGAUGAUGAAGCGGGUGUACAAGGGGAUUCCCUUGAAGCUGCGUGGUCAGGCCUGGGCUCUUCUAUUAGAUGUGGAGAAGGUGAAACAAGCAAACUUCAGGAAGUAUGAGAAAAUGAAGGAACAAGCCAAGAGGUAUUCAACAGAAAUUAAGCAGAUAGACCUUGACGUCAACAGGACCUUUAGAAACCAUAUCAUGUUCAUGGAACGAUUUGGGGUCAAGCAGCAAGCCCUGUUCCAUGUUUUGGCAGCCUAUUCAGUCUACAACACGGAAGUGAGCUACUGUCAGGGGAUGAGCCAAAUCGCUGCCAUUCUGCUCAUGUAUAUGAACGAGGAGGAUGCAUUCUGGGCCUUAUCACAGCUACUGACCAAUCAGAAACAUGCCAUGCAUGGAUUCUUCAUCCCAGGGUUUCCCAAGCUCCACCGUUUUCAGGUUCAUCAUGACAAAAUACUGUCCAAACUCCUUUCCAAACUCAGGAAGCACUUGGAAAAGGAACAGAUGUCCACUGGUAUCUACACAACCAAAUGGUUCCUUCAGUGCUUUAUUGACAGGACUCCCUUCACACUCACCUUACGUCUCUGGGAUAUCUACAUAUUAGAAGGAGAAAAGGUUCUAACAGCCAUGGCUUAUACUCUCCUCAAAUUGCACAAAAAGCAUCUUCUCAAAUUGUCCCUGGAGGACCUGAGGGAGUUUCUGCAGGAACGUACUGCUUCCUCAUUCAGCAUGAGUGAUGAUGUUGUCAUUGAGCACUUACAAUCAUCUAUGUCAGAACUUCGCAGGAUGAAGCUUGACCUCCCCCCUCCAGGCAAGGGAGAUGAGUUUCCAAAGAUACCCCUGGGUGAAGAGCGUUUAAUAGAACUGCUUCCAGUAAUCCAGACAGAGCGCGUGCCCUUACCGCCAGCAGCACACAACAAUAAAGCCUCAACAAAGCUUCAGACGGAAGACAACGCCUCCCACAACCAGUGCAGCAAUAAACCAAUCCCUAGUAUUACCUCAUCUUCAUCCCUUUCACAGCAAACCCAGUUACCUUCCAGCUCUUCACUCUCACAAUCUACACCUGAAGAUUCAGAUACGACACAAGAAAGUGCGCCUGUACAAACACAGAGUCAGGUACUCCAACUAGAACCUACAUCACGUUCAACAGAAGCUCUUUCGUUGAAAGAUGAAUGUGUCAGCAGGCCCCUUUCAGGGGUGUCUGAAGAUUGGCCUCCUCCAUAUCAACCACCAAUAACAGAUUCUUCCAGUAUAGUCUCAUUUAAUCUUCCAGAAUUACCUCCUCCACCUCUUCCCUACACUGACCAAGGGGUUGAACUUCCAGAAGACCCAUUUUACAUUCCCCCGCUUCCACCACCACCACCAAUUACCCAACCAUUGGAUCUCAUUGUAGAAGAUCCAUCGUCAUCACCUUCGCUGUAUAGAUCCUAUCGGCAGCUAAGCAAGUUUCCUAUUAACCUCUACGUUCCCCCAUCCUCAGGUGAUCGGCGACCUUCCAACACCUCAAAUUAUGACAACAUCUCCGAAGAGGAGGAUCAGUCUGUAGAUCGCCUAUUGGAGAUGGCAGCCACAUUGCCACAAAACCCUAUGUUGGACGUCAAGAACACCGCUUACACCCUUCCUUCAGAAGAUGCCAUGUCUCUUUCUCUACCACCCCCAUCUAUGUUUUUUUACACCCCUGACUCUUCGCCACUCCCUCCACCUCCUCUAUGCACUGAGUCGUCGAGUAAUUGGGUAACUCCAGACUGCAUUUUCCCCCAACCACCUGUUGGGUUCGAAGAUCAACCCUUCCUCUUAUCUUCAGUCUCGUGCAGUCAGCUGGUUAUGAACCAGAAUGAACAAGACAAAGGUCAGUCAAGGCCCCCAAGACUACCACCCAAAAAACUACAGACAACAAUGCCCCCUCCUGUUCAUUCUGAUUACAGAAUGCAUGUUCCAAGUCACUAGUUGCUGAAAUCAACCUUUUCAAGAAAGUACCAUUGUUAGUGUGAACUGAAGAACUUUUAUGCCUUGGUGAUAUGAAGUGUUUUUAAGCUUUUUAGAUUUCUGGUUUUGUUUAAAUGUGUGUUAUACAGUAUUCUACAUGAAAACAGUAUGCUAAAGUGUGUAUGUGUGUUAUGAGUAGGCCCACACGGAAUCUGCGCGCGCAGAAUUCUGCAGAUUUUCCGCAGAUCUUUAGCCCAUCAUUAAUUCUGUUUAUUUACUUGAGUAAAUGUGUGUAAAUCUAUAUUUAUAGUUUUUAAAUUAAUUACAGUAAUAUUAUUGACAUAUGAAAAUGUUCAUCUGAUUUAUGUACAAUGCAGUUUGUACAGUAAUAUUUUCUGUCUUUUAGUAGAGAUAUUAUAUGAAACACUUGUUUUGUUUACCAAAUAAAUUGAAUCUAAUUGGAUUUGCAUUUUAAACAUGAAAUAAAAGUUUAAAAGAUUUUAUUUUUUAUUUCACAUAUUAGGAUUUUAGUUAUGAUAUUCCCAGAAUAAUUCCGCAAAAAUCUGCAGAUUUUUACCAAAAUUCUCAGCAGAAAUAGCAAAAAACGUCCGCAGAUUCUAUCUGGCCCUAGUUAUGAGUGUGUGUUCAAAGCAAAUGUGGUGCAUUGGAAUCCAAUUUCCUAAGGCAUCUAGUGGUUUUGGUUAUCAGAAGUACAAUUUAGGGACUUGAGUAAUCAUUUUUCUGAGGAGCUUAAAGAGUUGGUUCAUCUAAAAAUGAAAUUUCGGUUAAUAAUUACUCACCCUCACGUUGUUCCAAUACCUAAAGACCUUCGUUCACGUUCUGAACUAAAAAUUUAGGAUGAACUUUAAGUCCUCUCUCAUCCUCAAUUGACAGCAAUGGUCGAAAGAUGUUCCAAAGUCCAGAUAAGAUUUUAUGUUCUGUAGGGUUCAGUGACUGUGACGUCGCUUUUUCCCAUUGAACGCAAAACAUUCAAAUAACGUUACUGAUCAAUUUGGACAUGGGCUAACAUUAGUUUUGUCUUCCUAAUUAUUAUUUCAGACCCAUAAAAAAAGUUACUACUAGAUAACGAUCACCUGUAUUUUCCCUGUCAUGGCUAGGCGUGUAUCAGCAAACUAAGCUAAAGCCAGAUAAAGCCCACACUUUACCGAAUAAACGGUGACCCAUCAGAUCCUGUAGGUCAGAAAGUAUGGUCUACUGCUGAACAACUCAUUUUAUCAUGGUAAAAUAACACAGAAAUCAAACAGUGGUACAUCAAUCUCCUCCUGAAGCUCCGACGGUCUGCUUAGAGAAGCUGUCAAUCACAACUGUCAAUCACAAUGACACGCCCCGUUUUUAUAGCAUUAAAUUACUGGCUAAAAACAUACUUGUAACAAAAAUGAAGAUCUGAACCUAUAUCAGCAUGAUAAUAAGUGCCUUAAUUGACCAAAACUAUCUUUCGGGACAUUUUAUUGCAAGUGUAAUUAAAUUUUUUUAUUUGGGUUCGAGUCUCGUUCAUUAACACGGGGAGGCGGGCUUUAUGACUUGUACUGCAGCCAGCCCCCAGUGGGCAAUCUAACGGCCGGGAGUGUCACUCAAAAGUAGGGAUGUGGCACACUUGGUAUGAUUACAGUUGAACAGCUGAAGUCACAUGACGGCACACAACGUUUUGACUGUUUUUGGUUACUUUUCUGGACUUUGAACGACCAUUGUGGUUUGUAUAGGAUGAGAGAGCUCUCAGAUUGCAUCUAAAAUAUCUUAAUUUGUGAAAGUGAGCAAAGGAUUCAGGUUUGGUAGGACAUUAGGUUCAGUUAUUUCAAAAUUUUCAAUUAAUGGUGAACUAAUCCGACAAAAGACAGACACCACUAAUGUGUUUAUCACUGUUUUGUUUGCAUGUUGUUUUGCUGAGGGGUUUUAAAGUUUCUUGUCUUGUAACCUGUCAUACAAGUACCACCGUAGCAUUGUUUUCAUCUUCAUGGAAGACAAAAUUACUGAUUUGACUGCUUUUUUGUCCAUUAGAUCAGUGGUUCCCAACCCUGUUCCUAAAGACACACCAACUGUACACAUUUUCAACCUCUUCCUAAUCAAACACACCUGAAUCAACUCAUCAGAAAAUUAGAAGAGACUCUAAAACCUGAAAUGAAUGGGUCAGAUGCGACAAGAAGGUCGCUGGUUCGAGCCCUGGAGGGGUCAGUUGGCAUUUCUGUGUGGAGUUUGCAUGUUCUCCCCAAGUUCACAUGGGUUUCCUCCGGUUUCCCCCACAGCCCAAAGACAUGCGCUAUAGGUGAAUGGAAUAAACUAAAUUUGCUGUAGUGUAUGUAUUGGUGUUUGCCAGUGCUGGGUUGUGCCUGGAAGGGCAUCCGCUGUGUAAAACACAUGCUGGAUAAAUUGGCUGUUCAAUCCGCUGUGGCGACCCCUGAUUAAUAAAGGGACUAAGCCGAAAAGAAAAUUAAUGUAUGAAUGGGCCAUAUAAGGGGAUGUCCAAAAUAUGUACUCUUGGUGUGCCAUCAGGAACAGAGUUGGGAAACACCAUUAGAUCAUACAUUGUAAUUAUUUGUUGUCAUAUUGUUUUAUGUAUCCUGGUGCAUUUUAUUUCUUUUGAAACUUUGUUUACAUUAUGAAAAUACACCCAAAGGAUGU